Funneliformis caledonium is the source of this 1518-nucleotide messenger RNA. The record is from the annotation of a GenBank genome assembly. Lineage: Eukaryota; Fungi; Glomeromycota; Glomeromycetes; Glomerales; Glomeraceae.
AUGGCAGAACUCACUUUUUAUCUAAUUUUUGUUUCCUUUGCAGUCGUAUUAGGUUCAUUACAAUUUGGUUAUCAUAUCGGAGAACUUAAUACACCAAAAAGUGCAAUUUCAUGUGAAAAUAUUCCGUCAGAUGGACCUUAUGAUGGUUUUCUUUCACCAUGUAUUCCAAUGAAUGAAGGAGAGUUUAGUUUGCUUACAUCAAUUUUUAACUUGGGUGGAUUAGUCGGAGCAUUAAUUUCUCCACGCGUCGCUGAUAAUAAAGGAAGAAGAUGGACUUUGAUGUUCAAUACAAUUUUUUUACUCCUUGGACCUACCACGAUGGGAUUUUCUAGUUCUUUUACCACAUUAGUUUUUGGUAGAGUAAUCUCCGGUAUUGGUAGUGGCGUGGUUAGUGUAGUUGUCCCAAUGUAUCUCGCUGAAGUCUCACCUGCAGAAUAUCGCGGUACCUUUGGUGUAAUGAAUCAACUUGGAAUUGUAAUUGGUAUAUUAUUUUCACAAGUCCAAGGAUUGUAUCUUUCAUACAUACCAGGAUGGAGAAUCAUUAUAUUGUUUGCGUCAGCUUUAUCAAUUGUACAAAUGGUUUUUCUUGGAUUUGCGACAGAAUCACCAAAAUACCUUGUAACAACACCGGGAGGAUAUCAAUCAGCAAAAAGAGCUUUACAACGAUUAAGAGGUAGAAUUGACGUAGAAGAAGAAUUAGGGGGAUGGAGACAGGUAACAUCAGAAGAAGGAUUAGAGGGAUUAAUCAGUCAACAACAGGAAGAAGACACGUUAAAUUCACAACAACAAUCAGAGUUGUCACCACAAAAUGUUCCAGAAGUUGACACAGUAGAAUCACCACCUGUAGUUUUUCUUGCAAGAAACACCUGCUCAGAUGAUUUCAGUAUAUGGAAAUUUGUUACUAAUUUACAUUAUAGACCAGCAUUGAAGGUAUUAUUAUUUGUACAAUUUACACAGCAAUUUUCAGGUAUCAAUGCGGUAAUAUUUUAUUCUACAACGAUAUUAUCAACAAUAUUACCAACAUCAAGUGAUUUAAUUACGGUAUAUAUUAGCAUAAUGAAUAUGAUCAUGACCAUCAUAUCAGCAUAUUUGAUGGAUAGGGCAGGAAGAAGGACAUUGUUACUUUACUCAAUAUCGUUGAUGAGUUUAUGUUCGAUUUUAUUAGCAUUUAGUAUAACGCAUGAAUUAGCAUUACUUUCUUCAAUAUCAAUAAUUGGAUUCGUAGCCACAUUCGCUAUCGGAUUAGGUCCUAUACCAUUUUUAAUCAUACCUGAAAUAGUUGAUACUCGUGCUGUAGCGACAGCGUCUAGUCUAGGGUUAUCCGUAAAUUGGAUAAGUAAUUUUUUAGUCGCUUCAUUAUUUUUAGAAGGUCGAGUAAUGUUAGGAGGUAAUGUUUUUUAUAUCUUUGCAGCCUAUUUAAUCAUAGCCUAUAUUAUUGCUAUACGUAUUUUACCAGAAACCAAAGCUAAAACUGUUGAAGAAGUUUGGCGUGGUUGGAACGGAAAGUUUGUUAAAUAA